AUGUCUGCUGAUACUGAUGAUGAUCUUGGUGAUGUUGUUCUAAAUUGGUCACCACGAGAUCAUCCUCUUUCUAAUCCACAAUACCAUGUUUUACAAGGUAGAUAUUGUCGACUUGAAUUACUCAAUUCAAAAACAAAUGAUAAUGUUAUUCA
This is a messenger RNA of Adineta steineri, 152 nucleotides long. The record is from the annotation of a GenBank genome assembly. Lineage: Eukaryota; Metazoa; Rotifera; Eurotatoria; Adinetida; Adinetidae.